UCUCUCUCUCUCUCUCCUCCAGUCUCCCUCCCUCUCUCUGCGGCUCUAUCUGCUGGCUCGCUGCAGUGAAUCUCUCCCCCGCUGCUGUCACAAACCGUAAAGUCAGACAGCCGGUGGUCGGUAUCUCACCGUUAAAAGUCAUAAACCCCGUCGUUUGAAGCGUCGUCUUUAAUCUAAACCGCGUCGAUCCGUUAACGGACCUUUUAAAUCCACACCAGCAGCCAGGCUCAGACCUCCCUUCCUUUGCGGCAAAAUGGGAAAUGAAGCCAGUUAUGCCCUGGACAUGUGCUCGCACUUUGAUGCUGAUGAGAUUAAGAGGCUAGGAAAGAGAUUUAAGAAACUCGACCUAGAUAACUCCGGGUCCCUGAGUGUGGAGGAGUUUAUGUCCUUACCAGAGCUCCAACAGAAUCCCCUUGUGCAGCGAGUUAUCGACAUAUUCGACACCGACGGAAACGGGGAAGUCGACUUUAAAGAGUUCAUCGAAGGAGUCUCCCAGUUCAGCGUCAAGGGUGACAAGGAGCAGAAGUUGCGUUUUGCCUUCAGGAUCUAUGACAUGGACAAAGACGGCUACAUAUCCAACGGGGAGCUCUUCCAGGUCCUCAAGAUGAUGGUGGGAAACAACCUGAAGGACACCCAACUUCAACAGAUCGUCGACAAAACCAUCAUCAACGCAGACAAAGACGGUGAUGGCAGGAUAUCUUUCGAGGAGUUCUGUGCGGUGGUUGGUGGAUUAGACAUUCACAAAAAGAUGGUGGUGGACGUCUGACAACUUUGUUUUUUUUCUUCCUCCAUUUACUGAAGAUCUGCUUGAAGACGUCGUCCAACAAAAUGCUCAACGAAAGUAUUUUCUCUGUGAAAAAUCCCCUCCUCACCCCCCCUCCCUCCCUCCUUCCCCGUCCUCCCCCCGAGCCUUCUGAAGCCAAACUUUCACCAAGUAUUAUCGAACAGGAACUCUCUGUGACUCGUCGCACUUUAAAAGCUGACGGACGGCUUUUUAACGCAGAGCGACGGUUUCAGUUUGGUGGAGGAAAGCUGGAGUGUGUGUGUGUCUUUGAGUGUGUAUGUGUUCUGUAUGUUUUACUGGUUUUUCAAGGUAUGUGGGUUUUUUAUAUUUAUUUUGGUGUCAUUGUUUUUUUUUUUCUUUUUUUGGAGAAUCAAAGGAAGUCUAUCUUAAAGAAAGUAAACUUUAGUGGGUGAGUGUAUUUAGCGGUGAUGUUACUUGAUUUCAGAACAACACAAACACAGCAUGAAGUGCCAACAAGAAUUUAUUGACAUGCAGUUGAAUUACAGGUAAAAAUCUGUGUCUUUAUUUUAGAGAUGUAAUUGUAUUAUUGAAUGCAUUUAUCUUACUGGAGUAUUGCAUUAUUUACACUUAAAGAACAGCGUCAUUUUACAGUCAUGUUUGGCUACAUUUUGUCAGAAAUGAACAGAGAGAGAUUGGGCACUACAUGAUUUUAAACGACAGACUUUGGCUUACACGAGCGUCCAUAUUUGUUUGCUGUUUUUUCAGGCACUUUUGUGUUGUUAAGCACCAAGUUGUAGUAACGACUUAGAUGUUGACGUGAACAUUAUGUACAAUUCGGAAACCGGUAAUUACGAUAACUCCUGACACGACGUGAACGCAGCAUACUGUCAGGGACCAGUCUGCAUUUUUGAACAGCGCCUACUGUCGAUGUUGGAAAGUAAUCGAUGACAAUUACUUCAAAAUACAUAUUUGUAGAUUGACUGCAGAAAUCUUAACACAUAAAACUCUCAGUUUUGUAAAAUAAGAACGAAGUUGUUGCCGUUUGAAUUAAGCCAAUAAAAAUACGUCAACGGUUUUAUAUUUUCUGCAAAUUUAAAGAAAAUUAGUAAACAGGCAGAAAUUCUGAUAUUUUUAAUUUAAAUAUUUACGUUUGCUUUAUGAAAAUUACAAACCAUAAAGCCACUGAUCAUUGAACAACAUGCGGGACUCCUACAGGUUGGAAAGACUCAUUUUAGUUUCUAAUAAGUCUGUACAAAAAGUCCAUAUUCUUGUGUUUUUACACCUGUAAGAUUUAGUAAAAAAAACAAGCUUCAUCGGUAGAGGUUCGGCAGAAUUAGCAGAGACAAGACUGUAAAUGAUUUUGAAAAACCAAACACAGUGAUGUUCUGUAGUAGUGAACUGAAACUGUGUAUGCUUUGGACAUUCACAUCUUUAUACUCCAACUUUCUUUGGAAAGAAGCAAAGCUGAGGAGGAUAAAAACUAAAUGGCCGUUAAACCGCUAACAGCAGCUGUACACAGUAUUUAGUACACUGCCGACAUAUUUACCGACGCUCUGCAAAAGACUUUUCUACCUGAAACGAAAGACUUGUGAUGUGUUUGCAUGACGUGUGAUCUGAUCUCCUCUUCUUCUUCUGCCCGUUGCUCUUUGCAUGUAGAUCAGAUUUUAUUAAAAGCUCUUUAAAGCUUUAUUAAAGGUCUUUUUUCAAAGCUGGUCUCAACAUUUAAUGAAAUGAGUGAAAUGUCUUGCGAAUGCAAAUAAUCUAUUCUGUGCAUGCUAGUAUAUGUAUUACUGGUUUGACCACUUGCAUAUUUGAAUUUUUAUACAAUUAUACAAUAACAUCUACAGUUUUUGGUGCAUGUUCAAUAGUUAGAAAUCAUGAAAAAUAGCUACUUCAAUAGAACUUUAACCCUUAAAAGACUUUAUUUAGCUGUAAUAGUUUCAUAAUUUAAACGUGUGGAAAUGGUGUCAGGGUUGUGUUAUUAUCAGAUAAUGUAUUUCAUGGUGAGGAUAAGUAAUCUUAACAUCAUUUGUAUUGUAUUUCAUUGAUUUAGCAUUUCAGAGUUUUGGCUCAUUUCAUGAAAUUCAGUGAGACCGUGUUGUGUUUACAUAUAAAUAAUGGUGAUAAAUAAAACAUGAACAUUUCAAGCACGUUGAUGUUGCCAAUAAAGGUUUAAACAUGGAAAAAAAAGAACUGAAAUCUUAAAUGUUUUUUAGUCGCCUGCCACCCGUUUUUGUUUUCUUCUUCACGUUCUUUAAUUUUUUUUUGUUAUAAACAGUUUGUAUCCUGCUUGUUUAAUUUGAGGUCGGUGCUGUUGGUUUAAAGGGAUGUUUGUGAUAGAGGCCACUUGGAUUCAGUCUUAGAUUUUCACUCCUGUUUUCAUCUUUGCUGCAUCACUGAAACUUCAUAAAUGAGAAAUAAAUUGUUUGAAAGUUGUUACAGAC
Messenger RNA from Sebastes umbrosus (honeycomb rockfish), 3189 nucleotides. It is a transcript of the gene ppp3r1b, whose product is annotated as protein phosphatase 3 (formerly 2B), regulatory s1ubunit B, alpha isoform, b. The coding region runs from base 254 to 766 and encodes 170 amino acids. The transcript is spliced from 6 exons. Lineage: Eukaryota; Metazoa; Chordata; Actinopteri; Perciformes; Sebastidae. The record is from RefSeq and is a predicted model, not a curated record. Gene Ontology annotation, molecular function: calcium ion binding; calcium-dependent protein serine/threonine phosphatase regulator activity.